CUUUCACUUCAGCAGCUCCAUCUAGCCCCGCCCAGGACAGGCCCCCCUCGCACAUGCGCAGUAGAGCGUGUGUGAGAGAGGCCCGGCCUUUUCCCUCCUCCUCCUCCUCCUCCGCUGCUGCUGCCGCCGUCGCCGCCGCCAUGCCGAAGCUGAGCAAGGAGGCCAAGCAGCGCCUACAGAACAUCUUCAAAGGCGCUCAGUUCACCAUCCGGUGGGGCUUCAUUCCUGUCGUGCUCUAUCUAGGUUUUAAGAGGGGUGCAGAUCCUGGAAUGCCUGAGCCAACCCUUUUAAGAUCUUUGUGGUCAUAGGAGGCUGUAGGCGGGAGAAAGAACAAUAAAAAACGGUUCCAUGAAUGAAGAGUUCCAGUCUGCAAAGUUCUUCUCUGCCCAGAUUUAGAGCCAAGUGAUAUAUUGCCAGAAGAAAUGCACCUCUCUCUAGGGAAUCAUUUUUUUUUUGUUGACUUAGGCAAUCCAACCCAGAUGAUUGCAUGGAUAAACGGAAAAUUUAGCAACACGUUACGAAUUAAACAUGCAUUAUGACAUAUCGAUAGUGAAGCAAAUAUUAUCCCUCUGAUGCAUCAUACCUGAUUCAUGUUCUGAAAGCAGACAUUUAGUUUCCCUCAUGGUUACAGUAACAGAACUUGUCCUGAGAUGCUUUGUGUGUACAAAGGUAGUAUUUUCAUGAGCUGUAAACUCACAUAUUCCUAUGAGUAGCUUAUCCACACUCUGUCAAAGAGGACAGCAUGUUAUUGUUGUUUUUUAAAUUCUUGUGCCUAUUGUGUGACAGAGCUGAUAUGCUGGUAUGUAUUUUCUAAUUUCUUUGUUACAAUAAGAAAGAGCAGGUGUUAAGUCAGUUUAUAAUGGAACUACUUUUAUCACUUAGACAAUAGCUAACUUUAUGAUCCCAGUGUAGCAAUGUCUAUACUGAACUAGCAACAUGGCAUCUCU
Messenger RNA from Anolis sagrei ordinatus, 947 nucleotides. NCBI's taxonomy places the organism in Eukaryota, Metazoa, Chordata, Lepidosauria, Squamata, Anolidae. The record is from RefSeq and is a predicted model, not a curated record.